GCGAAGCAGGGUCGGAAACAGGGUUGUUGGUGCAAUCAUAUGAUUUGAUUGAAAAUUCUCAGUACGGCGAGAUAAAUAAAUAAAGUGGAUCCUGAUAGUCCACCAUGACCGCCGGUGUAACCGAAAAAGAGGCCGCAGGCCAGCUGCUGGACGACUUGUACCUGGACAUGUUCCACCUGAUCGAGGAGCACACCCAGUGCCGGAUUAAUCUGGAGCGAAGCAACGCCAGUGGGGCGAUUCUCCUGGCCCGCACUCGGUUCCAACACGGAGGCAGCAACUCCGUGUUCACGGCGCAGAUCCCCACGGAAAACAGUGCCGAGUUCAAUGCCCUCUGCCGGGUCGUGGACUCAGGGGAUGGCAUCUCCAUCCAGAGACAGGCGGUGGACAAAUCCAAGGGCUUCGUGGAGCCCCUGCACUGGUUCUCGGUUCUGCCGCCGAUGAGUUUGCGCAAUGCGGUUUCAAAGUUUAAGGAUUGCAUCGAGCUGGUGGCGGAGAGCACAAAUCUGCAGCGGCAGCUAGCAGAUGCCCUCAAUUGGAUUGCUAAACUGCGCCAGACGGCCCUGCUAAACUAGAUAUUAAUCACCCACACACAAUCCAUAAAUUGUUAAGAGUAAAGUCGAUUUAAAAUCAUAAAUAAAAAAGGUAUGAGUUCUAGUGACAAAUCAAAAA
Molecule: messenger RNA, 669 nt
Organism: Drosophila subpulchrella
Lineage: Eukaryota; Metazoa; Arthropoda; Insecta; Diptera; Drosophilidae
Exons: 2
Coding region: 105-572 (155 amino acids)
Biological process (GO): vacuolar proton-transporting V-type ATPase complex assembly
Cellular component (GO): extrinsic component of endoplasmic reticulum membrane
Source: RefSeq, a predicted model, not a curated record